Messenger RNA from Prunus avium (sweet cherry), 2034 nucleotides. RefSeq names its product zinc finger protein-like protein. Lineage: Eukaryota; Viridiplantae; Streptophyta; Magnoliopsida; Rosales; Rosaceae. The record is from RefSeq and is a predicted model, not a curated record.
UUUAUGGCUUUGAGACCACUUUUCUCUCUUCCUCUUUCCUGGAUACCCAUUUUGGAGAUACUUCCAAAAUGUGCUUCAUUUGAAUGACACUCUACAAAAGACAUUAUGCUUUUUGAAUAUUCUUGGAUGAAUUCUUGGUUGCUAGAAGUGGAAAGAAGUUAAAGUUGUGUGUCAAAAUAGAAAGUUAAUUGAAGAGAAAGUGAUGGCAGCUAGCUUACUUUUUCCAGCUUUAAUGGUGGUAGGAAGGAUGAGAAAUGGCAAUGGAAAGUGAUGGACUUGCUUUUCAAUCCAAUGGAGAACACUUGAAGAAUUCAAAGAUUGUACUUUGUAAGGAUUUUUGGAGCAGCCUAGCCACUAGAAAAAAGAGAACAAAAAAGGCAAAAAGGGGGAUCAAAUAUGCCAACAGUGUGGUUCUCUCUGAAGAAAUCUCUACACUGCAAAUCAGAGCCAUCAGAAGUUCAUGAUCCAAAGUCAAGGAGGCAGUUGAGCACAAUCUUGACAAGAAAAGGAGGGAGGUCAGGCUGUUCAAGGUCUAUAGCAAACCUCAAGGAUGUGAUUCAUGGAAGCAAGAGACAUUUGGAAAGGCCACCAAGUAAUUGCAGCCCAAGAUCUAUAGGGAGCAGUGAGUUUCUGAACCCAAUAACCCAUGAAGUAAUUUUGAGCAACUCAAGGUGUGAGCUCAAAAUCACAAGCCUUGGUGGGUUCCAUGAAGGAAUUGGGUCUGGAAACAUCAACAAUGGUGGUGGUGGUGGUGGUUCAACAUUUGUGGAUACUCUAAGGCCAGGCACACCUGGCCCUGGUGGUCAAUCAACAGUGCACUAUUUUAAUCCAUCUUUUAGGACCUCAUCAACUCCUCCAAGGAAAAGUCCUUUUCUUGCAUCUGCAGAUAAUACAGAAGGGUCAGCGAAAGGUUCAGCUUUUCUUGGUAGUGGUGGAAUUCGUCAGAGCAAUAGGGUCUCCUUUGACAGCGUCGCAGAGCACUCUCAUGGUUCUUCUGCAAUAACUUGUCACAAAUGUGGUGAGCAUUUUACCAAAUGGGAAGCUGCUGAAGCACACCAUCUCUCUAAACAUGCUGUUACUGAACUUAUGGAAGGUGACUCAUCUAGAAAAAUUGUCGAAAUAAUAUGCCGGACAAGCUGGUUGAAAUCCGAGAACAAUUGUGGCCGGAUUGAGAGAGUGUUGAAAGUCCACAACAUGCAAAGAACUCUUGCUCGAUUCGAAGAAUAUCGAGAGAUGGUGAAAAUGAAAGCCAGCAAACUCCCUAAGAAACACCCUAGGUGCAUUGCCGAUGGGAAUGAGCUUUUGAGGUUUUAUGGCACCACUGUGGCCUGCUCCCUUGGUAAAAAUAGUUCCUCGAGUCUCUGUGUAUCAGAAAAAUGCUGUGUUUGUAGGAUCAUAAGAAAUGGGUUCUCUGCAAAGAAGGAGCUCAAGGAAGGGGUAGGUGUUUUUACAACUUCAACAAGUGGAAGAGCUUUUGAGUCCAUUCAAAUAUUAGAAGAAGAUCCCUCCAUGAGGAAAGCUUUGAUAGUCUGCAGAGUAAUUGCUGGGAGGGUUCAUAAGCCUUUGGAGAAUAUACAAGAAAUUUCUGGCCAAACUGGGUUUGAUUCUUUGGCUGGAAAAAUGGGUCUUUACUCAAAUAUUGAAGAGCUUUAUCUGCUCAAUCCUAGAGCUCUCCUUCCUUGCUUUGUGGUCAUCUGCAAACCCUGAAGAAACAAUCCUUUUCUUAUCUUUUUUGCUGAAUUAAAACUUAAAAAAGAAAAAGAAAAAAAAAGGCUUAGUGCAUCUAUAAUUAUGAUGUUAUGUGAAUUCCUCCUUUUUUUUUUUUUUUUCUAUUUUUUUGGGGUGAAGAUAUUUUCCCACUGAUUUUUGGAAGAAAAUUUAUUCUUCUUUCAAGACUCCAAGUCACCUACCAUUGUGUAAAAGUUGCGAUUGUCAGUCUCAAUUGUAUCUCUGCCUCUUCAGUUAAGGCCUGUGCUAUCAGUGUAACACUUUUUUUUGUGAAGAAUAUGAAUAUUUCUGCUGUCAUUGCAACAA